This is a messenger RNA of Liolophura sinensis, 4856 nucleotides long. Its product is annotated as multidrug resistance-associated protein 1-like. Gene Ontology annotation, molecular function: ATP binding; ATP hydrolysis activity; ABC-type transporter activity. The coding region runs from base 79 to 4719 and encodes 1546 amino acids. Lineage: Eukaryota; Metazoa; Mollusca; Polyplacophora; Chitonida; Chitonidae. The record is from RefSeq and is a predicted model, not a curated record. The transcript has 30 exons. Gene Ontology annotation, cellular component: membrane. Gene Ontology annotation, biological process: transmembrane transport.
UAGACGAAGGAGAAUCGUUACUGACAUCCAGUGAUCAUUAUACCCAGGAAUCUCGAUGAUCAACAGCAUAGACCAGCCAUGCCGUGGUCGUUUUGUGCGCAUGCUCUGUGGGAUGGCUCCCUAACCUGGAACAGUUCUUACCCCGAAUUCACUGAGUGUUUCCAGAAUACAGUCCUUGUUCUUGUUCCCUGUGGCUGGCUAUGGGUUACCUCCCCUUUCUACUUAUGCUACAUUUACACCCGCAGUCGUCCCCCUUUGCGCAUCAGUAGACUGAGUGUUGCCAAAUGUGUAUUGGGCAUUGUUGUGGCAAUUUUCUCCGUAGUAAAAGCUGUACAGGCAUUAUCCCGGCACACAGCUUUGGGCGAGUAUGAAGGAACAGCCGACAUUAUCUCUCCUUUCAUAAGAGCAGCUACUAUGAUAUUUGCUGCUCUCUUAGUUCUCAUAGAUCUUAAGAGAGGCUCUCUCACUUCAGGAAUGUUGUGGAUUUUUUGGUUCCUGGAAGUAGUGGCAGGAAUUAGUCCAUUUUAUACAGACAUAAUACAGCAGAAAUAUGAAGACAAGAAUGAGUUAGUGAAUUUUGUGAUUUUCUAUAUUGACUACGCUUUUGUUGUUGUACAGUUUGUAUUACAUUGUUUUGCUGAAAAACCACGAUUUUUACGGCCCACGAGACGGAAACAGUCACCGGAAACAAGUGCUUCGUUUUCAUCAUUAUUCUCAUUUUCUUGGGUAACUCCAUUUAUUGUGAAAGGGUAUAAAAAGACGUUAGAAGAAGACGAUGUAUGGGAUCUAGUAGACUCUGACAAAUGCCAUCAAGUUGUCCCCAAGUUUGAAAGAGUUUGGUAUCGAGAAUUGGACAAGUGUAAGGAUAUAAGGGUGAAAUCAGGUUUGAGUGAAAAAGUGAGAAGAAUUCAGCCAGUUUCUGGUAUUAACCAGGUACAACCCGAAAUCAACAUCAGUCAGGACGAUUUCGAUGAUAGAACUCACCUCCUAAACGGGAGAACUCCGACAGGGGGGACCAUUUCAGAGAGGAAACAACGACAGCCUUCACUACUGAAAGUGCUCGCCAAAGUUUACGGAAAAGAUGUUUGUAUUGCACACUUUCUGAAACUCAUCAAAGAUCUUCUGACGUUUGUCAACCCAAUACUGCUUAGAAUGCUGAUUGAAUUCACGGACAGCGUCAAACCGGGAAAAGUCAGACAGCAAACAUGGCGGGGAUAUACCUACGCCGUCGCCAUCACCAUGGUUACCGCUAUCUUGAUAAUUCUUGAACAGCAGUGUUUUUAUCGUAGCUUUCGAAUUGGCAUGCGCAUUCGAGCUGCUCUUAUUUCAGCCAUAUACAAGAAGGCUCUCUCUAUGAACAAUCUGGCGCGGAAGGAAUCCUCGGUAGGUGAGAUCGUCAACCUUAUGUCCGUGGAUGCAUACAGAUUCGAGGAGUUGCUAGAAAACCUCUGGGCCAUAUGGUCCGGGCCGCUUCUCAUCAUUCUCUCUAUUUACUUCCUGUAUCAAACUGUCGGCCCGUCAGUAUUCGCGGGAGUCGGGAUCAUCGUCGUUCUGUUUCCGAUAAACGCCUUAAUCAUGGCUAAGGCGCAGUCGUAUCAAGAGAAACAGAUGACGCUCAAAGAUGGACGAAUAAAACUGAUGAAUGAAGUGCUGAACGGAAUAAAGAUGCUGAAACUCUACGCCUGGGAAUUGUCCUUCCGAGAGAAGAUUCUGGCAAUUCGGAACGAAGAGCUGAAGGUCAUCCGAAAGGCGGGGCUUCUCCAGGGAUUCGGCAUUUUCUCCUGGACUCUCGCUCCUUAUUUGGUUUCCUUGGCAACCUUUGCCACUUACAUCUACGCAUCAUCAGACCACUUCCUUGACGCACAGACAGCAUUUGUGGCCAUCUCGCUGCUCAACAUUUUGAGAUUUGCCAUCAACCUCACUCCCACUGUCCUGACAGACUUCGUCAGGUCGCUUGUGUCUUUGAGAAGAAUCACGAAGUUUUUAUGUCAUGAAGAUCUGGACUUGGAUGCUGUGCAGAAGAGUUCUCUGGAAGAUGAUGCCGUUGUUAUAGAGAAUGGAACCUUUUCUUGGGACCAUACAAUGGGAGCUUGCCUCAAGGGUAUCAAUGUCCAUAUAGAGGAGGGUGGACUAGUGGCUGUGGUAGGGCAGGUGGGUGCUGGGAAGUCCUCACUGUUGUCUGCCAUGCUGGGAGAGAUGAAUAAAGUGUCAGGACGGAUCAAUGUCAAGGGUAAAUUUGCAUAUGUACCACAACAAGCCUGGAUACAGAAUGCCACCGUGCAGGACAACAUCCUGUUUGGGGCAGAGCUGCGCCCCGGGGUGUACCGUCAGAUCAUAGAGGCUUGUGCCCUUGGUCCAGACCUGGACAUACUGCCUGCUAAAGACCAGACAGAAAUAGGAGAGAAGGGCAUCAACCUAAGCGGGGGUCAGAAGCAGCGGGUGAGUUUGGCCCGUGCCGUUUACAACGACGCGGAUGUCUACUUGAUGGAUGACCCACUCAGUGCCGUGGAUUCACAUGUGGGCAAGCACAUCUUUGAUCAUGUGAUGUCCUCACAGGGUAUGCUGAAGGGAAAGACCCGUGUUCUCGUGACUAGCGGCGUGCACUGGCUCCCCCUGGUGGACAAGAUUGUCGUACUGGUCGACGGGGAAAUUUCUGAGGUCGGGUCGUACGAUGAGCUGAUGACCCACGAUGGGGCGUUUGCUCAGUUCUUGAAAGCCUAUCAUCUGGAGAAAGACACAGAUGAUGGCGAAGAAGACGAAAAUUCAGCCACUUGUCGAUCAGAGAUGCUAGACAGGAUAUAUUCUGUGACUUCUGAUAAAGAUCGACAUGAAGAAAGGAGGGAACGCGGUCAGAGAAAAUUCACGGGAAGCCUGUCACGAGAGGGAAAACUUACGGACAAAGAGCCAUCUUCUACGGGGAUCCAGGAUCGACUCAUAGACGAGGAAACUGCUCAAGUUGGUGCUGUGAGCUGGAAGGUGUAUCUGACGUAUUUUCGCGCGCUGGGCGUUCCAUUUGCCCUGCUCCUCUGUGGUCUCUACGUCAUGUAUGACGUCAGCAUGAUCUUCAGCAACAUCUGGCUCAGCCAUUGGACGACGGAUGCAGUCUUGACCAAUCGCUCUCUGCCGUCAGACAGCCCGGUGUACAGAGAGAAAAACGACUACUACUUGGGGAUCUAUGGGGGACUAGGUAUAGGGCAGGGUAUCUGUGUGGUAACAUUCUCUUUCCUGAUGGCCAUUCGCAUGACAUGUGCGGCAUCAAAACUCCACGCUGACCUCCUAAUGAACGUGUUACGCUCACCGAUGGCGUUCUUCGACACGACGCCCAUCGGCAGAAUUGUCAACCGGUUCUCCAAAGACAUCGACUCGGUGGAUGAAGAACUCUCCAAUCUGCUAGGUCUGUGGUUAGACUCGGCGUGCUUUGUUCUCAGCAUCCUCGUCAUCAUUGCCUACAGCACGCCUAUCUUCCUUUCACUGAUUAUGCCGUUGUGUUUGCUUUACUACAUCAUUCAGAGAUUUUAUAUCAGCACAUCUCGACAAUUAAAGCGCCUGGAGUCGAAAACGCGUUCUCCGAUCUUUAGCCAUUUCAGUGAGACCAUCAGCGGCGCCAGUGUGAUUCGUGCGUUUGGGGCGGAGCGCAGGUUCAUCGAGGAGCAACAGAGCCAAGUUGACCAUAACCACAUGUUUUAUUUCGCCGGAGUUGGUACAGAUAGAUGGUUGUGCUUUUUCCUGGAAAUGGUGGGCAACAUGAUCGUGCUGGCCGCCGGCAUGUUUGCCGUCUCACAGAGAGGUGUCAUUCAGGGAGGCCUGGUGGGGCUCUCAGUAUCCUACGCUCUAGAGAUCACAGAGGCGUUGACCUGGCUGGCACGACUGGCUUCUGCAGUGGAGACAAAGAUUGUGUCUGUAGAAAGGAUAAAUGAAUACACGGAAGCAAUUACAGAGGCUCAGUGGUACGAUGAGAACAGAAAGCCGCCACAUGACUGGCCAGACAAAGGGGUGAUCAGGCUAGAGAACUACGCCACAAGAUAUAGGCCCGGUCUUAGCCUUGUGCUGAAAGGGAUUACAGCUGAUAUUCAGGCUGGAGAGAGGGUGGGAGUUGUGGGAAGAACAGGCGCCGGCAAAUCGUCGCUGACUCAUUCGUUGUUUCGUCUUAUCGAACCUGAAGGGGGUGCUAUAGUCAUCGAUGGACAGAAUAUCGCUGAUCUGGGAUUACAUGACUUAAGAUCAAGAAUUACAAUCUUGCCUCAGGACCCAGUUCUCUUCUCCGGAACUCUGCGGAUGAACCUCGACCCGUUCGAUCGUUACCAUGACGACCGGAUUUGGCAGGCGCUGGAGCAUGCUCACCUGAAGGGGUUUGUGGAGGGAUUACCUGAGCGUCUGCAGCACGAGUGUGGGGAAGGAGGACAAAACCUCAGUGUUGGACAGAAACAGCUUGUUUGCUUGGCAAGAACUCUGCUCAGGAAAACUAAAAUCCUUGUCCUGGACGAAGCCACAGCUGCCGUCGACAUGGAAACCGAUGAUCUCAUUCAGGCGACGAUACGUGAGGAGUUCAAGGACUGUACGAUCUUAACCAUCGCCCAUCGCCUCAAUACUGUCAUGGAUUACGAUAGAAUCCUCGUCCUGGACAACGGCAUGAUCAGCGAGUUUGAUUCCCCGUCUGUCUUACUACAGAACAAAGUGGGCUUGUUCUACAGUUUGGCCAGGAAUGCUGGUCUGGCGUGAUGCAUGAUUGGAACACUCAGAUGUACUAUGGUGUCAUUUACCGAGGACGGCCAAUAAAAUCGACUUCUUUGGCACACUCCACGACUUACAAGUUUAAUAUUUUGAUGUUUUCUGAAACACAUAUUUCUUCAGUCUGC